AUGGAAACCCCAAUUACCGUGGGCGUGAUAGGUGCGACAGGUAAUACAGGCCGGUCUGUGGUAGACGGUCUACUUUCCUCACCGAUAAAGUUUGCUGUCACAUCAUUUACUCGACAAGCUUCAGUCGACAGCCAAGCCAACAACACCCUCAAAGCAAAAGGUGUCCAAAUUGUCGGCUACGACUUGGACGGUCCUCGGCAGGUUCUGGUAGAACAGUUAAAAAGUACCGAAGUCCUCAUCUCAUGUAUUACCUGGGAACAUUUGGAAUCUCAGGUUCCAUGGAUUGAGGCCGCCAAAGAAGCAGGUGUGAAGCGAUUCGUGCCUUCGGAAUGGGUGGGACCGGCACCCAGAGGGAUUAUUGACAUCAAAGACAAGAAGCUCGACAUCCUGGGCGUAAUUCAACGGGUGGGUCUACCGUACACACUCAUCGACGUUGGAUGUUGGUUUCAGGUCUGGGUCCCCAAGAUUCCGUCUGGUCAGUCGGACCACGCCCAUUCGAUUUAUAUCGACCACCGGAUCGUUGGUCAUGGUAAUCAGAAGUUUGGGUUGACGGAUAUGGGAGAUAUUGGCAAAUAUGUCGCGCAGAUUAUAUCGGAUGAGCGGACUUUGAAUAGACGUGUGUUUGCGUAUACCGAAGUUCUGAGUAUGAAUGAGAUUUGGGACACAAUGGCAACGGUCAGCGGGGAGACACCCCUGAAAGAGUUUGUUUCAGAAUCAGAGAUCAAAGAGAUCAUCCAACGGUGCGGCAAGAGGUGGCAGGAGAAUGGGGAGAAGGUCGAUAUCAUGGACGUUGCCAAUUACAAUAUGGGCCAAUACCGCAUAUCAUGGUGUAUUCGAGGGGACAAUACCCCAGAGUAUGCGGACUAUCUAGGAUACUUGGAUUUCUGGAAGCUGUUCCCAGACUUUCCAAAGGGCAGGUCGUUGGAGGCGUACUAUCAGCAGGUCCUCACUGAGGGCUCCAAAUGA
This is a messenger RNA of Aspergillus luchuensis, 966 nucleotides long. RefSeq lists its product as uncharacterized. NCBI's taxonomy places the organism in Eukaryota, Fungi, Ascomycota, Eurotiomycetes, Eurotiales, Aspergillaceae. The transcript is spliced from 3 exons. The record is from RefSeq and is a predicted model, not a curated record. The coding region runs from base 1 to 966 and encodes 321 amino acids.